CCGUAGUGUGACGUAUUUCCUGAGAGACGGACAGGUACAGUGAACGGCAAUGGGUCAAAGCCAGAGUGGUGGACAUGGACCCGGGGGUGGGAAGAAAGACGAUAAGGACAAGAAAAAGAAAUACGAACCACCGAUUCCCACCAGAGUAGGGAAAAGGAAGAAGAAGUCAAAGGGACCCGAUGCUGCCAGCAAGUUGCCUUUAAUAACCCCCCACACUCAGUGCAGACUGAAACUCUUGAAGCAGGAGAGAAUUAAAGAUUAUCUGCUGAUGGAAGAAGAGUUCACCAGGAACCAAGAACAGAUGAAACCUUUGGAAGAAAAGCAGGAGGAAGAGAGGUCUAAGGUUGAUGACCUGAGGGGAACUCCGAUGUCCGUGGGGACCCUGGAAGAGAUCAUAGACGACAACCAUGCCAUUGUCUCCACGUCCGUGGGGUCGGAGCACUACGUCAGCAUCCUGUCCUUCGUGGACAAGGACCUGCUGGAGCCUGGCUGUUCUGUCUUACUCAACCACAAGGUGCACGCAGUCAUUGGGGUGCUGAUGGACGACACAGACCCGCUGGUCACUGUCAUGAAGGUGGAGAAGGCUCCACAGGAGACAUACGCUGACAUCGGGGGCCUGGACAACCAGAUUCAGGAGAUAAAGGAAUCGGUGGAACUACCCCUAACCCAUCCUGAGUACUAUGAAGAGAUGGGGAUCAAGCCUCCAAAAGGAGUCAUUUUGUAUGGCCCACCUGGAACAGGGAAGACGCUGCUAGCCAAGGCAGUUGCAAACCAGACCUCGGCCACGUUCCUGCGGGUGGUGGGGUCAGAGCUUAUCCAGAAGUACCUGGGGGAUGGUCCCAAACUAGUCCGGGAGCUCUUCAGAGUGGCAGAGGAACAUGCCCCCUCCAUAGUGUUCAUCGAUGAGAUUGAUGCCAUCGGGACAAAGAGGUAUGACUCUAACUCUGGUGGUGAGCGUGAGAUCCAGAGGACCAUGCUGGAGCUCCUCAACCAGCUGGACGGCUUCGACUCCCGGGGAGACGUCAAAGUCAUCAUGGCUACCAACAGGAUAGAGACCCUGGACCCUGCCCUCAUCCGGCCAGGAAGAAUUGAUCGUAAGAUUGAGUUCCCCCUACCGGAUGAGAAGACCAAGAAAAGGAUCUUCCAGAUCCACACCAGCAGAAUGACCGUUGCAGAGGAUGUGACGCUGGAUGAUCUCAUUAUGGCUAAGGACGACCUCUCUGGGGCAGACAUCAAGGCGAUCUGCACAGAGGCCGGGCUCAUGGCGUUGAGAGAGCGCAGGAUGAAAGUCACGAACGAAGACUUCAAGAAGUCGAAAGAGAACGUACUGUACAAGAAACAGGAGGGCACCCCCGAAGGCCUGUACCUCUAACCUCUGCUGCCAGCCCCGACCCCCCCCAAAUCUGCUGCUGCCACGCCUUCACGCAGGGCCCAUAUGUUAACUCUGUUUUCUCCUGAUAACGCUUUUGAUAUGUGUGUGUUAAUGUUACCUAUAUGAUCGAUGCAAAUUGUAUGGACUAGAUGAAUUGAUUUGACAAUAAAAUGUUGGAUUUGAA
This is a messenger RNA of Megalops cyprinoides (Indo-Pacific tarpon), 1556 nucleotides long. Its product is annotated as 26S proteasome regulatory subunit 4-like. Gene Ontology annotation, cellular component: proteasome regulatory particle, base subcomplex. Gene Ontology annotation, molecular function: proteasome-activating activity; ATP binding; ATP hydrolysis activity. The transcript has 11 exons. The coding region runs from base 50 to 1372 and encodes 440 amino acids. The record is from RefSeq and is a predicted model, not a curated record. Gene Ontology annotation, biological process: proteasome-mediated ubiquitin-dependent protein catabolic process. NCBI's taxonomy places the organism in Eukaryota, Metazoa, Chordata, Actinopteri, Elopiformes, Megalopidae.